CUGCUAGAGUUCUGAUCGCACUGAUGCGUAUUUUGUAACCUCACCAGAUUCAGUGUAACCCACGCAAAAGAUACACCUGCACAAAUUUCAUCCAUGGACAUUACUUUGGAAUAAAAACAAUUCAUGACCUUCUUCUGGAUUUGGAUGUGACGAUGAUGGCCCCCGCACAUGAUGGAUUCUGUGUUUUAUGUUUAAUUUUUGUGAUUUUAUCGCUGGUGUUGGUGCAGACGGCAAGUUCGUUGCCUCACCAAUCGAGAAGAGGACCUCAUUGGGUUGAAUGCACUACGCCGGAUAGAGCCCUGGCGAUCCAAUCUCUUACACCGAACCGCCAUGUUGGGCGUUGCCCCCCUCCACCAGACCAGAUACCGGAUGAUGCGUGCUCGCAGUGCGGAUGCCGCUCAGAUAGGGUGUGUCCAGUGGAACAGAAAUGCUGCUUCAAUGGGUGCCAGUACACCUGCAUGAACCCCGUUAAACCACCACCAGCUUUUGACUGGUUAAACGAACCAAUGCGACAAAGAACUUCUGGCAACGCAUGGUUAAUAACUGGGCCAGAAAAGACACACACUGUCGAAUCGUGCAGCACAUCUACAUUUGACGAGGGGGAUGGAAUCUUACUGGAAUGUCCGACAGGCUACCAAUGUUACAUCACAUACGGCGGUGAUGCUGAGAACAAUAUACCCAACAAAGGCAUCUGUAUUCAAAUCAAAUGAUGACGUCACCAUUAAUCACAACGUGUGACAUUUUUAAGAAGUUACGGGACAGGCAGCAACCGCCCCCUCCCUAACGCCGCCCCUUCCCUGCCCUUCGAGUUUAUUCUAUGCAAUUUACAUCCGUCCGCUAUCAUACCGAUAUUUUUAUUUAAACAAAAAAAAACCUGCUUGGGGUGAUCAUAACAAUGUAGUUUAGUCUUCUACCAAUAUUAAAAUUGAGUUAAGCUGUCAUCCAUUCCUGUUGACUUUCUCAAGUCAAGUGAUUCUUCACACAGUUUAUUGCUGUCUGCUUCCUCGAGAUCAUUGGAGCGAAGAGGAUGUAAUCACAGUCCUUCACUGUAUUUAAUGAAGGAUUCAUAUCGAUACGGAUUGAUUCUUUCACUUUCUUGACCAGAAUGUGUUCCAAAAUUAAGUCAAUAAUAUAGGCAUCGUCCCAUCCAAAGUUCUUUCCAGUUUUAAGGGCGUACAUGUUCUGCUACUGCUGAAUGAGAUGGAUUGCUCAAUCUAAGGGCUCUUUGGGGGGGGGGGGGGGAGAACACGGAAAAAUUGAUUUAAAGGCGGGUCGAGGAAAAAAUAUUACCAGAGGGGACAUAAAUUGAAUGGCAAGAUUGAAAUAGAGACGACCCCCUUCCCCCUUUCUGGAUCCACCAAUGUUUUUUCCCCCUUUUUGGUUCGGCUUAAUAAUUAUGUGUUCACAGAAAAUGACAACAUUUUCUUUUUCAAGGUACAAUUUACGUGUAAUAGAAAAUGAAGAUGUUGAAUUACAUUGCUGUUCGAAUAGUCCCAAUGGUUGAUACAAUAUUUUAGCUGUCAUCGCUGAGGGCAUCAUUUCACAAAACUUUCCCAAACACAAGUUUACCGAUAUUCCAUUGAGACGCGUGUAUUGUCAUUCAAAUACACUCGAUUCAAUGGGAUAUCGAUGAGCUUGUGUCUUUAAUAAUUUGUGAAAGCUGCCCCGAUUGCUAUGUCCCACACUAUACUUUUUUAUUUAUUCACAGAAUAUUAUUGUAAAAUCUCUUUUAUUUCAAUGUACAAUGUAAUCGAAAAUGUAGAUGUUAAAUUGUAUUGCUGCAAGUAAAUACCCAAUGGUCUAUAAAAAUGUAUUAUCAUUGUUUUAAAAUGUAUAAAUAUACUAUUUGUAAAUAACCUGUUACGGACUACUGUUUUUAGUAUGAUAUAUUCAAUUAAUUUAAUGUAUACAAGGAAAUAACAUAUACAACUCAACUCACUGGAAUGUCUUCGACUAUAUACGAUUCCAUUUGUGAAUUCAAUUUUUAAUAAAUAUCAUGAAAGUA
Strongylocentrotus purpuratus (purple sea urchin) is the source of this 2005-nucleotide messenger RNA. RefSeq names its product WAP four-disulfide core domain protein 1. Gene Ontology annotation, molecular function: peptidase inhibitor activity. Gene Ontology annotation, cellular component: extracellular region. The record is from RefSeq and is a predicted model, not a curated record. Lineage: Eukaryota; Metazoa; Echinodermata; Echinoidea; Camarodonta; Strongylocentrotidae. Gene Ontology annotation, biological process: regulation of cell growth. The transcript has 5 exons. Bases 153 to 710 code for a protein of 185 amino acids.